Molecule: messenger RNA, 2898 nt
Organism: Spea bombifrons (plains spadefoot toad)
Lineage: Eukaryota; Metazoa; Chordata; Amphibia; Anura; Pelobatidae
Gene: ARMC8
Product: armadillo repeat containing 8
Exons: 23
Coding region: 31-2217 (728 amino acids)
Biological process (GO): proteasome-mediated ubiquitin-dependent protein catabolic process
Cellular component (GO): GID complex
Molecular function (GO): protein binding
Source: RefSeq, a predicted model, not a curated record
AUCUGUGUGGAAAGUGCUACUGUGGGCGGGAUGACCAAGAUGGCGUGUGUGCUGGAGCCUCCGCUCCGGAUGAGCGUGCUUUCUGAGGUCACAGCAAGUAGUCGCCAUUAUGUGGAUCGUCUUUUUGAUGCAGAUCCCCAGAAGGUUCUGCAGGGAGUUGUGGACAUGAAAAAUGCAGUAAUUGGCAACAACAAACAGAAGGCCAACCUGAUUGUUUUGGGGGCAGUGCCAAGGUUAUUAUAUUUGCUCCAGCAAGAGACAUCAAGUACUGAGCUGAAGACUGAAUGUGCUGUGGUUCUCGGCAGCCUGUCUAUGGGCACAGAAAACAAUGUCAAGUCCCUACUAGAUUGUCACAUUAUUCCAGCCCUGCUUCAAGGGUUGAUAUCCGCUGACCUUCGAUUUAUUGAAUCUUGCUUGAGAUGCCUCCGUACGAUAUUCACCUGUCCUGUUACCCCAGUGGAACUUUUGUACACAGAUUCUACAGUUAUCCCACACCUUAUGUUAUUGCUGAGCAGAUCUCUAUAUUCUCAGGAAUACAUCUGCCAGAUUUUUGCCCACUGUUGUAAGGCACCAGAUCAUCAAACUAUUUUAUUUAAUCAUGGGGUGGUCCAGAAUAUAGCUCCUUUGCUAACAUCUGUGUCCUACAAAGUACAGAUGCAGGCGCUAAGAUGCUUUUCAGUUUUAGCAUUUGACAAUCCCCAGGUAUCCAUGACAUUGGUUAAUGUUCUUGUUGAUGGAGAAUUGCUACCGCAAAUCUUUGUGAAGAUGCUACAGAGAGAUAAACCUGUUGAAAUGCAGCUGACAGCUGCCAAAUGCUUAACAUUUAUGUGUCGAGCAGGAUCUAUCCGAACUGAUGAUACCUGUAUUGUGUUAAAGACCCUCCCCUGUUUAGUACGUAUGUGCAGCAAAGAGCGACUGCUAGAAGAGAGGGUGGAAGGAGCAGAAACCUUGGCUUACCUCAUUGAGCCAGAUGUGGAGCUCCAGAGGAUUGCCAGCAUCACAGACCAUCUGAUUUCCAUGCUCUCAGACUACUUCAAAUACCCUAGUUCGGUCAGUGCAAUCGCCGACAUCAAAAGGCACCGAGGAACAGGGCAGCCUUACACUGGUCCAGAGGAAGCAGAACCCAGAGGUACUAGAGAUGAAUCACAGUGUACUGCAGCCUCUAUUACUCUUCCAAUGUCACAAAUGACACCGAAUGGCCAACAUGGCUCCCUACUGACUACUGAAGAAAAGCUUGACUAUGAUCUAAAACAUGCCCAUGAGUUGCGACAGGCUGCCUUCAAGCUCUAUGCAUCACUAGGAGCCAAUGAUGAAGACAUCAGGAAGAAGAUCAUUGAAGCUGAACAUAUGAUGGACAGGAUUGUCAGUGGCUUAUCGGAGGCUAGUAUUAAGGUGCGGUUAGCUGCAGUCAGAUGUUUACACAGUUUGUCUAGAUCUGUCCAGCAGCUCAGGACAAGUUUUCAAGAUCAUGCAGUGUGGAAACCCUUAAUGAAGGUGUUGCAGAAUGCCCCAGAUGACAUCCUUGUGGUAGCUUCUUCAACAUUAUGCAAUCUUCUUCUAGAGUUCUCACCCAGUAAAGAGCCAAUUCUAGAAUCCGGGGCAGUAGAACUUCUGUGUAGUCUGACUGUGAGUGAAAAUCCUGCUCUUAGAGUCAAUGGGAUCUGGGCUCUUAUGAAUAUGGCUUUUCAGGCUGAUCAGAAGAUAAAGUCUGACAUUUUGAGGGGUUUAAGCACCGAGCAGCUGUUCAGACUGCUGUCCGAUUCAGAUGUCAAUGUAUUGAUGAAAACUUUAGGUCUUCUCCGAAACCUACUUUCAACAAGACCACACAUAGACCAGAUAAUGAGCACCCAUGGGAAACAGAUCAUGCAGGCAGUGACCUUCAUCCUUGAAGGGGAGCAUAACAUUGAGGUCAAGGAGCAGACUUUAUGCAUUCUCGCCAACAUAGCAGAUGGAACAACAGCAAAAGACCUCAUCAUGACAAAUGAUGACAUUUUGCAGAAAAUCAAGUAUUAUGUGGGUCAUUCUAAUUUGAAGCUGCAGCUGGCUGCAAUGUUCUGUAUAGCAAACCUCACAUGGAAUGAAGAGGAAGGUUCACAAGAACGUCAGGAUAAGCUACGAGAAAUUGGAAUUGUGGACAUCCUUCACAAACUUAGUCAGUCAGCAGAUCCUAACCUCUGUGACAAGGCAAAAACAGCACUUCAGCAGUACUUUGCAUGAUCUUUUGAAGGUGCAACUCCUUACCCCUGAUUUCACCCCAAACCUCUCACAUCACCUGUGGACAAGAAAUGUUUCAUUAGAAGUGUGUGCACCUUGGACUUUGUAUGCUUCAUGCAACAUCUCGUACAAAAACAGGCUGCUACAGCGGGAAGGACUACUUUGCAGACCUUUUCAGAUCUUUUUCAGAGUUUUUAGUAUUAUGUUUCUCUUCAAACAUGAUAUUUUUUUUCGGAGCUAAUUUGUUUUUAUGCUAUUGCUGCAACCUAUUUGCGUGUAGCUAAAUACCUCAACCCCACAUUAUGUUUUAUAUUGCUUAUACAAACCUCUGACGACUCAGAGACCAGAACAAUCUUUCAUUUCUGUUUUUCCCAUGUGAAUUUCCCAGGGCACGCAAUCUGAAUGACUGAAAACCUUCAAAUUCUAUACAGUUUGUAAAAUUUUAUUUAAUAAAAAAAUCUAUGUAUAAAUAUAUAUAUAUAAAUAAAUAUACAUGCUCAAAAUAUGCAGGACAAUAAGUGCCCCUAAAGUUUAUGUUAAAUUUUGAGCAUACAGAUAUUUGUAAGUAAAAUUAUAUGCAUUUCCGAAGUGAGUCUUUGUAUAUAUUUUUGGUUUUCUACAGAUAUAAAUUGGUGACUGCCUAUUAAAGCAAAGCUGAAUUAAUUAAAACUUUUUUUUCUUGAA